Messenger RNA from Darwinula stevensoni, 2293 nucleotides. The record is from the annotation of a GenBank genome assembly. Lineage: Eukaryota; Metazoa; Arthropoda; Ostracoda; Podocopida; Darwinulidae.
UGUUAACAAUGGAUCUUUAGGCUAGAGUGAGCAAAAGUAUCUUUGCUGCAUUAGGAGAGUGUAGAGUCCACUGAAGCAAUUCUGGUGCAUUUGCAAUCGUGCUUUCCCUGUCAUGCACAAAUGUCUCCAAGGGAUGUGAUGAGCUCUAAGAAAUGGGCUGAUGUGUAAACGAUACAAUGAAGAGCAGGACAGUGGUGGAAUCUGUACCUAAUAAUGUGAUCCAUGACUGGAGUUCAUGCAAACAAUUGACAGAUGUGACCUUGGUCUCGAGUGAGGGAGAUGUUUUUGGUGCCAAUGCUGCUCUCUUGGCAGCUCACAGUGACUACUUCAAGAAGGAACUUGGGAAGCAUGGCAAGGAAGAUGUUAUCCUCUGCUUCCCUUUCAUUCCCUCUGAUGCAUUGGCAGGAGUCCUUCACUUCAUGUAUUAUGGCUGGUUAGAAACCACUAUUGAGGUUUUUUUCCAUGUAUUUGAAGCUGCUGAAUCCCUUCAGCUACGACACUUUCCAACUCUGAACAAUGAAUCUGAACAUCCAACCCAUGCUGAUGAUCUUCCAAUUGCAUCUCAGAAUAUUCCUGAAGUGGAAAGACAUGGCUCAACAGAUCAGCAUUCUCUGAUGCACACAACUUCAACAUCAGUCUCUCAUGAUGGAAUUAUUGCUUCCUCAUCUACUGUCAACCAUAUUGUUCCCAAGAGUACAACCUCCUUACUGCAGAGUAGUCCUCGAAAGAUUGCCAGAUCUUGGACCCAGUGUCCACAGUGUGGUCUGCUGCUUUCCCAUGCAAAGGCAUUGAGAGAGCAUCUUGUGUCAGUCCAUCCAGGUGCAGGAGUUGUGACAUGUCCCACUUGUUCAGAAGAGUUUACUGGGAACUUCCUUCUUAGACUCCAUUUGCAGUCCACUCACAAUCAAGAAUUGUGUGGAGAGUGCUCUGAGGUGUUUCAGCUGGACCAGAACUGUGGAUCAGAAGAAAUGUCCUGACUGUCAUAAGAGCAUUGCAUCUGAAAGGCGUUUCAUUGAACACAGGGUUUCAUAUUGCUCCUCAUCGAUGACUCAAUGCUCCCAGUGUCUGCAAACUUUUGGGAGUAGCUUUUAUGCGUUUAGACACAUGGAGGAACAUCAUGGUUUCACACCAAUAUUUUUCUGGCUCUGUCCCUUUUGCUCAACGAGAUUGCCUCUAGAUGGUUCAUCAGCAAAAAACCAUGUGAAGCAGGUUCACAGGGAGGAGUUGGUAGACUUCUGCAACUUUUGUGAAAGUGCCCUGUCUUCACAUUAUGAUGUCCAGCUGCACCAUCAAUGCAAGAAAAACAAGGUUUAUGAGUGUCCCUAUUGUCCAACGAUCCUCACUACCCCUCGGAAUAGAAGGGACCAUGUCUUCACUGCUCAUUACUUGAAUCUGCUUAUUGUUAAAUUGAAAGUAAUGAGUGGGGAAGGCAUAAAUACUUGGAUUUGUCCAGUUUGUAGCAAAAGCGUUUCACCUACCGAUCAGGAGAAUCCAGGAUUGGGUAAGGACUAUCUGCUGUCUCACAUACGAAAGGAACACUUCUCUGCUGAAUACUCACCCUUGACCAUCCGCCUUGCUAAGUCAAUUCGUGGAAAGUGGAAGAAUUCUUGUAAGAGGAAUUCUGAACAAGAACAGAUUAAAGCAACUGUGAACAAAAAAGUCAAUUCUGUGUUCCAUAAACAGACUCUGAAGAUUGCCUUUCAUCAAAAGAAGACUUCAAUAAAGAACAAGAGAGGCCAUACCAGAGCAGGAACAGGCAACAUCAUGAAUGGGGUUUGGAAGAAAAAUGCAUUAAAAAAUCAUGGCAAGAUGAAGAGGAGAAAGUCAGUUGUCCGCUUCAAUGCAUUAGAGCAUAAUCAGAAACUUGGUGAAAACCGUACUGAAGAGGAAGCAGUGUGAAGUGCAAUCACCAGAGCAAUAAAGAAGCAGUUGAUGCAGAGUGCCAUGUUAUUUCUCUAGAUGAUAUGUUAAUCAUUGUUAUCAGUGGUCAUUGCUAGAUGUUAUAGUGGAUCAACGCUAGCUGUUAAAUCAUUUCUUCAGUUUCAAUGGUGAUAUCUAUACAAUGAGAAAACAUGGUCGUUCUUUGCCAAAGAAAUACCGAAGGCUGUAAUUACAGUCCUUCAGGAAUGAUCUCUGCAAUAUUGAGUAUCUUUGUGCUUUAUAUGUCUGUGCGUGCGUUUUUAUAUGCAAAUUUUGCACUGAUCCUGGAUGAGUGCAUUGAAAAUAAAGCAUUUUGGUUGGUCAUGAAAGCAGCUCUGAAUGUUUUUUAGCAGAAGCUUCUUGAAUCACAUGA